Trichechus manatus latirostris (Florida manatee) is the source of this 5405-nucleotide messenger RNA. RefSeq names its product EH domain binding protein 1 (gene EHBP1). Gene Ontology annotation, cellular component: filamentous actin; microtubule organizing center. The transcript is spliced from 23 exons. Bases 613 to 4170 code for a protein of 1185 amino acids. Gene Ontology annotation, molecular function: protein binding. Lineage: Eukaryota; Metazoa; Chordata; Mammalia; Sirenia; Trichechidae. The record is from RefSeq and is a predicted model, not a curated record. Gene Ontology annotation, biological process: actin cytoskeleton organization.
GACUUUCCCGCUCUGCUCGCCCUUCUGUGAUGCUAGGAGGGGGAGAUAGGGCCCUGACUUGCGUCUCUCGAUUGUUGUUGAUGCUGAUUACCUGAUGUGUUGCUCCACGUCUUCGAUGUGGCUUGUAAUUUCUUCCUUAGUGUCUCGCAUCCUUGAUGUUACUGGCUUUUGAGGUUGGUGUUCUGUUUCAUUGUUUGAAAAAGAUGUGAAGAACCGGGGUUGUCUGUUGCAGCGUUAUCUAACAUGGGUGGGUAGCCUCUUCUUAUGCUGCUCUCAUUUUCUUUCUCUUUUGUCUUUGUUUUGCUUUUCAGUCCUUCAGGAAUACACGUCAUAUAGCCCAAGAGGUGGAAUGGUGAUGUCUCCAUGAGGGAGCCUCCUCUUACUCAUCCUGUCACGUAUAUCAUGCUGCUCUUGACUGGACCAUUCAUCUAAGAUGGGAUUUACCCUGUGAAACAGGGAGAAGACUUAUGGACUUCAAACACCAUUUCAAGUUGUAAUUGAGUUUCUUAAAAUUCAGACAUACAUGCAAAGCUCUUUUGCUUUGGACCCUCUCCUUUAUUAAAGCUGCUGUGUUGCUGACCCAGAACUGCUCCAGUGUAUUGACUGAUCAUCAUGGCUUCAGUUUGGAAGAGACUGCAGCGUGUGGGAAAACAUGCAUCCAAGUUCCAGUUUGUGGCUUCCUACCAGGAGCUGAUGGUGGAGUGUACUAAGAAAUGGCAACCAGAUAAACUGGUGGUAGUUUGGACAAGAAGAAGCCGAAGGAAGUCUUCUAAGGCUCACAGCUGGCAACCUGGAAUAAAAAAUCCAUACCGUGGUGUUGUAGUAUGGCCUGUUCCUGAAAACAUUGAAAUCACUGUGACACUUUUUAAGGAUCCUCAUGCAGAGGAAUUUGAAGACAAAGAGUGGACAUUUGUCAUAGAAAAUGAAUCCCCUUCUGGUCGAAGGAAAGCUCUUGCUACCAGCAGCAUCAAUAUGAAACAGUACGCAAGUCCAAUGCCAACUCAGACUGAUGUCAAGUUAAAAUUCAAGCCUUUGUCUAAAAAAGUUGUAUCUGCCACUCUCCAAUUUUCAUUAUCUUGCAUAUUCCUUCGGGAAGGAAAAGCCACGGACGAAGACAUGCAAAGUUUGGCUAGUUUGAUGAGUAUGAAGCAGGCUGACAUUGGCAAUUUAGAUGACUUUGAAGAAGAUAAUGAAGAUGAUGAUGAAAACCGAGUGAACCAAGAGGAAAAGGCAGCAAAAAUUACAGAGCUUAUCAACAAACUUAACUUUUUGGAUGAAGCAGAAAAGGACUUGGCCACUGUGAAUUCAAAUCCAUUUGGUGAUCCUGACUCAGAAGAACCAAUCACUGAAACAGCUUCACCUAAAAAACCAGAAGAAUCUUAUUAUAGUAACAGCUAUAAUCCCUUUAAAGAGAUACAGACUCCACAGUCUUUGAACCCAUUUGAUGAGCCAGAUACCUUUGUAACUAUAAAGGAUUCUCCUCCCCUAUCUACAAAAAGAAAAAACGUAAGGCCUGUGGACAUGAGCAAGUAUCUCUAUGCUGAUAGCUCUAAAACUGAAGAAGAAGAGUUGGAUGAGUCAAAUCCUUUUUAUGAACCCAAACCAACUCCUCCUCCAAAUAAUUUGGUAAAUCCAACUCAAGAACUGGAAACUGAAAGGAGAGUAAAAAGAAAGGCUCCAGCCCCACCUGUCAUCUCACCAAAGACAGGAGGAGUAAAUGAAAACACAGCUGUUUGUGCAGGAAGAGAUCGCUCGACUUCUCCUAAGCCAAGUCCUAUACCAAGUCCUAUUUUGGGGCGAAAGCCAAAUGCUAGUCAGUCCCUGCUUGUAUGGUGCAAAGAAGUUACAAAAAACUACCGGGGAGUAAAAAUCACCAAUUUUACUACGUCAUGGAGAAAUGGUUUAUCUUUUUGUGCAAUAUUACACCACUUUAGACCAGAUUUAAUUGACUACAAGUCUCUGAAUCCUCAAGAUAUUAAAGAGAACAACAAAAAGGCAUACGAUGGAUUUGCCAGCAUAGGAAUUUCCCGAUUAUUGGAACCUUCUGAUAUGGUUUUAUUAGCAAUUCCUGACAAGCUGACUGUUAUGACUUAUCUUUAUCAAAUAAGGGCACAUUUCAGCGGCCAAGAACUAAACGUCGUUCAGAUAGAGGAAAACAGCAGUAAAAGCACCUAUAAAGUUGGAAACUAUGAGACAGAUACAAACAGUUCUGUUGAUCAGGAAAAGUUCUAUGCAGAGCUUAGUGAUCUGAAGCGAGAGCCUGAACAGCAGCCUGCCAGCGGAGCAGUAGACUUCUUAUCGCAGGACGACUCCGUAUUUGUAAAUGAUAGUGGGGUUGGAGAGUCAGAAAGUGAGCAUCAAACUCCUGAUGAUCACCUUAGUCCAAGCACAGCCUCCCCUUACUGUUGCAGGACUAAAAGUGACAUAGAACCCCAAAAGUCCCAGCAGAGCUCUGGGAGGACUUCAGGAUCCGAUGACCCUGGAAUGUGUUCCAGUGUGGACUCAACCCAAGCACAAGUUUUGUUAGGCAAGAAGAAACUACUGAAAGCUGAGAUUUUAGACUUAAGUGACUUAUAUGUUAGUGAUAAGAAGAAGGAUGUGUCUUCACCCUUAAUUUGUGAGGAGACAGAUGAGCAAAAGCUUCAGACUCCGGAAGUUAAUAGUAACUUGGAGCAAGAAAAAUUGGAGAAUUCCAGACCCUCAGAAUGCAGAUCAGAUCCUGAAUCACCUAUCAGAAAACCAAGUUUAUCUCCCACUUCUAAACUUGGAUACUCGUACAACAGAGAUGCAGACCUUGCGAAGAAAAAACGUAUGUCCCUGAGGCAGACAGAGUCUGAUCUGGAUGCUGACAGAGCCACUGUAAAUCAUGCAGAUCAUUCCACGAAGUCAGUCCAGCAUCGAAUGUUAUCCAGACAAGAAGAACUUAAAGAAAGAGCAAGAAUUCUGCUUGAACAAGCAAGAAGAGAUGCUGCUUUAAAGGCAGGGAAUAAGCAGAAUACCAGCGCAGCCACACCACUCAGCAACAGGCAGCUAAGUGAUCAGCAAGAUGAAGAGCGACGUCGGCAGCUGAGAGAGAGAGCUCGUCAGCUAAUAGCAGAAGCUCGAUCUGGAGUGAAGAUGUCAGAACUUCCCAGCUAUGGUGAAAUGGCUGCAGAAAAGUUGAAAGAAAGGUCAAAGGCAUCUGGAGAUGAAAAUGAUAAUAUUGAGAUAGAUACUAACGAGGAGAUUCCUGAAGGCUUUGUUGUAGGAGGUGGAGAUGAACUUACUAACUUAGAAAAUGACCUUGAUACUCCUGAACAAAACACUAAGUUGGUAGACUUGAAGCUGAAGAAGCUCCUAGAAGCUCAGCCACAGGUGGCAAAUUCUCUCUCCGGUGCUGCCCAGAAAGCUGUAGCCGAGAGCUCAGAGCAAGACAUUAAGAAUGGCACAGAAGAUCUCCGGGCUGAGCGACGGCAAAAGGCAACAGAACGUUUUAGAAAUCCUGUUGUGUUCAGCAAGGAUUCUACGGUCAGAAAAACUCAACUUCAGUCUUUCAGUCAAUAUGUUGAGAAUAGACCAGAGAUGAAACGGCAGAGAUCAAUACAGGAAGAUACAAAGAAAGGAAAUGAGGAGAAGGCGGCGUUAACUGAAACUCAGAGGAAGCCAUCAGAAGAUGAAGUGCUUAAUAAAGGGUUCAAAGACACCAGUCAGUAUGUUGUAGGAGAAUUGGCAGCACUAGAGAACGAGCAAAAGCAAAUUGACACCCGUGCCGCGCUGGUGGAGAAGCGCCUUCGCUAUCUCAUGGACACAGGAAGGAACACAGAAGAAGAAGAGGCAAUGAUGCAGGAAUGGUUUAUGUUAGUUAAUAAAAAAAAUGCCUUAAUAAGGAGAAUGAACCAGCUCUCUCUUCUGGAAAAAGAACAUGACUUGGAACGACGGUAUGAGCUGCUGAACCGGGAAUUGCGUGCAAUGCUAGCCAUUGAAGACUGGCAGAAGACCGAGGCCCAGAAGCGACGCGAGCAGCUCCUGCUGGAUGAGCUGGUGGCCCUGGUGAACAAGCGCGAUGCGCUCGUCCGGGACCUGGAUGCACAGGAGAAGCAGGCCGAAGAAGAAGACGAGCAUUUGGAGCGAACUCUAGAGCAAAACAAAGGCAAGAUGGCCAAGAAAGAAGAGAAAUGUGUUCUUCAGUAGGGCCAGACCAGAACCUCUCCCAACAUUUGAGUGUGUUGGGUCCCCAGACCAGAAAAAGUCAAACUCAUUGUUGAUUUAAAACGUUUCACAUUUUGUUUGGCUGGAUUGUACGUCUAUACCACACCACCCCUUUUCCUCCCCUGCCUUUCCAGAUAACACACAGAACUCCAAGAUAGCUUUGUUUCUGGAUUUGUUUGUGAGUUAAGCAUUUCCUUGAAAUCAUGUGAAAUUGAUUUGCACAGACACCUUGUGAGUGAAUGGUAUUUGAGGUGUUCAAGAAACUGUUCAAAGAAGGAAGAAUACCGUUUCCCUGAUUAUUUCCCUCAUUUUUUGAUGGGAGGGAAAUUUGAGAACAUUUUGUUGCUGUUGUUGUUGUUAAUGCAUAAUGAUGGUGGGAGGGGGGUAAGAAGGGAUAAGAAAAAUGUCACGAAUGAUUUUUUCCAGCCCUGCCAUAUGUAACACUUACUCUGCUACCUAAAUUUGAUAGUUAGGUCAUACUCAAUCUACUUAUUAAACUGUGUUCUAUUUACCAGUGGGGUUUUCUGCAGUUGUUUUGCAUUUCACUGUAAGGGUAAUAGAGUUCCCCUCCUCUGCUUGUCUCAGAGGACAGUCCUUUAACAGACCUUUAGCCUGAGACAGGCCCUGUGAUUUGAAGGUGAGCUGUGAGGAUGGGACUAACUGACAUGCAUCAGUUUACAAAGACAGUCGUACCAUCCGAGAAUGCACCAUCUUUUUCUCUGGAUAAUUAUUUAUUACAUCUAGCUUAGUUCCUACAUUUUAUUGGGUCUCAACAUUGGCCCAAGAAUGCUGUUAAUAUUUAUUCUGUAUUGCUAGAAGUCUGUCUUGCCACUGUGAGUAAAUCCCCCAGUUAAUAUUUUCUUCUCUACCAUAGCGUGUCAUUUUUUUUUUGUGAAAAUGGUUAUCUGUUUAUUUAUUACUGAGUCAUAUAUAAAUUUUCAAUAAAAGCAGAAACUUUCUUACCUUAAGCACUGCUGCUACUUUCUUGCAAUGAAAACUUGACACUUUGGUUUGAGUGGAAGUUUGUGUAUCCAUAACACUUUUCAUCUGGAAAAUGGUCCUCUGGAACGCAGUGCAGGCUGUAUUUGGAGCUGAAUAACUUUACACCAUCCCAGAGGGGCCCUGCUGACACACGAAUUCAAAUUGAAUAGCAGUUAGUCAUAUUUUCUUAAGCAGUGGAAACUCUCAUCCAGAAAAAGGGUCAUCUCUUUUAUUAA